Molecule: messenger RNA, 3597 nt
Organism: Globicephala melas (long-finned pilot whale)
Lineage: Eukaryota; Metazoa; Chordata; Mammalia; Artiodactyla; Delphinidae
Gene: F2R
Product: coagulation factor II thrombin receptor
Biological process (GO): thrombin-activated receptor signaling pathway; positive regulation of Rho protein signal transduction; blood coagulation
Cellular component (GO): plasma membrane
Molecular function (GO): thrombin-activated receptor activity
Source: RefSeq, a predicted model, not a curated record
CAGGGCCGCCAGACACGCCGAGCAGCCUCCUCCUGCCCAGCGGCUAGCGCUGUGUCUGCCCGCCCCUGCCGCCCUCCGGACCCUGCGCGAGGAGGGCGUGGAGGGACAGAGCGUGCGGCCCGAGCCUCCCGGCGGCGGGGCCCGUCUCCCGGAGCAGCGCCGCACCGACCGCGCCGAACGCCCUGAGCCUCCGGACAAUGGGACCGCGGUGGCUGCUGCUCGUCGCCGCGGGGCUCAGUCUAUGCGGCCCCUUGCUGUCGGCCCGCGCCCGAGGCCCCAAACCAGAGUCAGAAGCAACAAAUGAUACUCUGAGUCCCCGGACAUUUUUUCUCAGGAAUCCCAAUGAUGUAUUUGAACCAAUCCCACUGAAGGAGGAUGAGGACCAAAAUGAAAGUGAAUUCACAGAAGACAGAUUAAGCUCCGGCAACAGAAGCAGUCCUCCUCAAAAAUUACCCCGCGAGUUCAUCUCAAAAGAUGCCUCAGGAUAUCUGACCAGCACCUGGUUGACGCUCUUUAUCCCCUCCGUCUACACCGGCGUGUUCCUCGUCAGCCUUCCUCUGAACAUCAUGGCCAUCGUCGUGUUCACCUUGAAGAUGAAGAUCAAGAAGCCCGCCGUGGUGUACAUGCUGCACCUGGCCAUGGCAGACGUGCUCUUUGUGUCUGUGCUCCCCUUUAAGAUCAGCUACUACUUUUCCGGAAGUGACUGGAGAUUCGGGUCUGCCAUGUGCCGCUUCAUCACCGCUGCAUUCUACUGUAACAUGUAUGCCUCUAUCAUGCUCAUGACGGUCAUCAGCAUUGACCGGUUCCUGGCUGUGGUAUACCCCAUGCAGUCGCUCUCCUGGCGUACUCUGGGGAGGGCUUCCUUUACCUGUCUGGCCAUCUGGGCCAUGGCCAUCGCGGGGGUGGUACCUCUGCUCCUCAAGGAGCAGACCACCCAGGUCCCGGGGCUCAACAUAACCACCUGUCACGAUGUGCUCAACCAAACACUGCUCGAAGGCUACUACUCAUAUUACUUCUCGGCCUUCUCUGCCAUCUUCUUUUUUGUGCCGUUGAUCAUUUCCACAGUCUGUUAUGUGUCUAUCAUCCGAUCUCUUAGCUCUUCCACGGUUGCCAACCAGAGCAAGAAGUCCCGGGCUUUGUUCUUGUCAGCUGCUGUUUUCUGCAUCUUCGUCCUUUGCUUUGGACCCACAAACAUCCUGCUGAUUCUACAUUAUGCAUUCCUUUCCCAUAAUUCCAUGACAGAGGCUGCCUACUUUGCCUACCUCCUGUGUGUCUGUGUCAGCAGCAUAAGCUGUUGCGUUGACCCCUUGAUUUACUACUAUGCUUCCUCUGAGUGCCAGAGGUACCUCUACAGUAUCUUAUGCUGCAAAGAAAGUUCAGAUCCCAGCAGUUAUAACAGCAGCGGUCAGUUGAUGGCAAGUAAAAUGGACACCUGCUCUAGUAACCUGAAUAGCAGCGUGUACAAAAAGCUGUUAACUUAGGAAAAGGGACCAACAGUGAGUUAAAAAGAAAAUGUUAAAAAAGCAAAUAACCUAAGGAUUCUACUUAGUCCCUGACAAAAAGUAUUUACUUUACCAUCUAAAACAACAAAUGUAUGAUGUACAUGCCUCCUUAUGAGAGCCAUUAAGCAUAUAUAUUUGUUAGUUACAGGAAAAAAAAAAAAACAGGAAUAGAAAACAAUGUUAUUACAAGAGAGUGUUACAACAAGAACUGAAAUGUCACUUUUUUCGUAAAUUUACGUGAUGUAUUUUAGAUAUAUGUGUGUGUAUAUGUGUAUUUAUACACAUAUACUUGUAUCAUUUGCAGUGCAGUAUAGAAUAGGCACUUUGAAACCCUCUCUUUUUUUCACCAGAGAUUAUGGAAGUAAACUCUGAUUCUCUGAUUUCAUAUGCAAAGUUUAGGCUGGAGUUUAGCCCUGAACAUCUGAAGAAGUCCAUCGAUAGUGAGGGAUUCUACAGUUUGGACUUAUACAACUUUUGCCAAUAAGUGUUUUGAAAUUGUCCAACAGCAAUGUUUAAGUUAUUGAGGGAUGAGACUUAGUACUAUCUGUGUGUAGAGAAAGUUCUGCUGUUUUUCAUGUUAAACGUAUCAAAGUUUGAAUUCUAAAAAUUAUUAAAACAGAUAAUAUGGGUAGCAUUUUUGCUGUUUUACACGCCGUGUGUGUAAACUAAGAAUGAGCAGGGGUCCCACCAGUGACCUGAGGCUGGCUUUCAAAGCACUGUGCCCCCAGAUGAAGGACUCCAAGCAGUAGAUACAAGACAGGGCCAGUUCAGAGAGAUCAGGACCACCGUGUUUGCUAUCUCCUGCUGGGAUUCCCUCAAGGAUUGGCCGUGCGCUUAUCAUGUUUAUUAGAAGUUGGUGAAGUAGGAUGUGCUAUCCCAAGAGAUAAUGGAUAUAAAAGACUGCCCAUUUUAAGAAUGGAGAAAGAAGACACGUUCACUUCUAGCAGUUAUGCUGCAAGGACCAUUCCCAGGUGGAAACACCUAUAUAGCAAACAUGGACACCCAUCGUGUGCUCUAAGCACUCUAAUGGGUGCUGGGCAAAUAGAGUUGAGUCAGACUGAAACCUGCUCUCAAGAAUGACAAAGUGGGCCGAUACACAGAGUGGGACGUGGGAAAGAAACACAUCAUUAGGUAAAGAAGUGCUUUUAGCCAGAUGUCACCAAGCAAGUUCCACAUAAUCCUGGCAGAUAAAGAACUUUGAACAUUUGGGUUAAAUCUUCCUGUGGUUAUAACUUGAGAUAAACAUAAUAUAGUACAGGAAGCGUGUUUUUAAAAAUAACUCCUUCAGUAACAGAAUAUGAAAUGUUUUAUUACAAUGUUAUUCAAGCAAGAUAAAAAUUAUAAAUUCUGUACAUAAUAUGAUCGCCAAUCUGACUAUGUAUCAACAUGAAAACAAAGUUUUACAUAAAAGAGAUUGAAAAAAAUAAACCAAAAUGACAACUAAGGAUAAAAAAAGAUUAAGUCCUUCAGUCUGUCUUAAUUGGACCCUAUUUACAAAUGUUUUGUUCAAUAAAUUACUCAAGUCAGAUUUUUAAAACAUUCAUUAUGUUAGUCGGAUUAGAAAUGGCAGAAGAAAAUGGAAUUGACUUUGAAAUCCAGGAAAAUUAUUCUCUAUUUUCCAUUCACUUUUCUUAAGAGUUAAUGAGAUGAUUUUAUAAGCUAUGAUGAGUAUCAAGUACAGAAUAUCCUCAUGUAUUUGAGAAAAUAAUUUGAAAAUUAGGUUGAAUUAUAUCUUUUUUUCCUUAUGAAAAAAUGUUGGCAUUUUAAACAAAAAGAGUAGAAACUUGUAAGGCAAGUACUUACCUAUUUAAAAGAGCAAAUUGUUUCCAAAUGCCAUAGAACGAUUUACAUAAAAGUAUGUCUUGUAAGUAGAAGCUAACAUUGUUUUUAUUAAUUUAGUUACGAUACUCAUUUUAUCCAACUUAGUGGAGAUAUACUGUCAUUGUUCAUUCAUUCUGUUUAUAUUAAAAUACCUCUGACUUAAUAAGACUCAUUACUGUAUUAUCAGUAUGUACUUAUAAAAUAUUACAUCACUGUUUUUAUGUUCUUUUUUUAAAAAAAUGUAUGUAACUUCUAUUAAUAAACCUGAAAGUUU